This is a messenger RNA of Plasmodium knowlesi strain H, 4788 nucleotides long. RefSeq names its product conserved Plasmodium protein, unknown function. The transcript has a single exon. Lineage: Eukaryota; Apicomplexa; Aconoidasida; Haemosporida; Plasmodiidae. The record is from RefSeq and is a predicted model, not a curated record. Bases 1 to 4788 code for a protein of 1595 amino acids.
AUGCAAACGAAAAGAAGGAAGGGCGGCGCCAAAGAUAGAGCCAUAUCCCAUGGAAGCGUUUUGAAAAAGAAUGCAGUAGCCACAAUGAAGCAGUCACGAACAAAUGUAAGACACAUUGAUAAGUUAAAAAUAUUGAAAGAAAUAAAUAAUGAAGGAAGGAAAAACAUCCUUAUGGAGGAUAUAGAAAAGGUUAAGGAGAUAGCAAGUUUUUUAAAAAAAACAUCGGAUAAAAACUCCUUGAAGGAGAAAAAAAACAACGAGGACAGAAGUCGGAGCACUGUACUCAAGCAUAAUGAGCCAAACAUAAAUAGAACCUUGACAGAAAAGGAAAAAAAGGAGCAUAGCCAUGGUCGUGGUCCCACUAAGGAGGAUACGCACCCGAGAGGAAGAACUAGUAAUAAACAAGUAACACACAAUAGGAGCAGAAGAACAAACGAAAGAAAAACACUCUCCACAGGGGACUUGGUCUUACAGGACGACAUGAGGGAGGAAGAAAGUUUAUCCACCUUGCUCCAAGGAUUAAGUAAAAAACGAGGAGGAAGUAGUGAAGAAGGAGCAAGUAACGCGGAAGGAGCAAAUAGCGUAGAAGAAGUAAGUAGCGCAGAAGAAGUAAGUAACAAUGAAAACAGACACGCCAGUAGGGGAAGUACGCGAAGAAGAAGAGGCGCUCCAAGCAGUCGCGGAAGGAACAACAAAAGUCACUCUUUGGAUAAAAUGGGUGAAGUUCAAAAGGGUGUAAAAAGUGACAAUAGUGCGAAAGGUGCGAAAAUUGGUAAAAGUGAGAAAAACGUGAGGAAGGAAGAAAAAGUGAAAAAAGGAAAUAUGACACACGUAAAAGAACACCAUGGAAACCGUAAGAGUAAAAAUAAAAAAGACCACAUAGUAAUUGACGAUAAUAACAUUUACAUUGUGAUAGACGACCUAAAUGAACAACUAAACGACAAAAAUGCAAUAAUAAACAAACUGAAUAUCACGAAUGACACGUAUAAUUUUUUAAUGAAUAAAAAAAAGGAAAUGAGAGGAGGGAAACGGACAAACGCCCAUUAUUCUUUCAUGGGAGAUUCUCACCCUGUUAGGGACCAAGGGGUAAAAGUGGACUCACUCGAGGGGAUAGACAUUGAUGCGGAUGAAGAGGAUGCGUUCUACGGUGAAGGGGAUGACGAAGAAGAAGAGAUUCUGGACGAUGAUAAUUAUGAAAGUUAUAAUGAUGAAAAUAGUGAUGAUGAAGAAGAUGAGGAGGAGGAGGAGGAGCAGGACGACGACGACGAUGGGGACGAGUACGACUUCGAUAACAAGAGCGUAUCGAUAAGGGGCAUUGGGGAGGACUCCACGAAUGAUGAGCUGGAAGAUUUAGAGUUUAGCGAAAUUUACGAAUCUCAUAAAACCAAAACAGGAUAUUUGCACACCUUCGAGGGAGCGAUGCCCGAGGGUGAGCAGGCGAGGGCAAGUUGUCCAGUCGAGAUAUCCAAGAAGGAGAAAAAGAGGGACCAGGUCGAAGGGGGGAACCGAAAGGAGCAAAUAGGGAACAAAACGAAACGGACGAACUUAAUGAAAGAUGAAAGCCUAGACAAAGGUGGGAAGAAAGACGAGGCGAACCUAACCGAACUGAGGGGAAUCAAACCUCUCUCCCCAGAGAACGCUGAGGGAGAUGUCCAUUUAGUGAAGAAAGGCAACGUCAAAAUGAACGAUCAGGGCGUUAGGAAAUCUAAGGAAGAGGCUAACCCUAAUUCAGUUGGUGGAAAAAGGAGAAACCGUAGUACAAUGGAGUUGAAGGAUGUGCGCCCACAAUGGGAAGAAGCACAGAAGAAAAAAUCAGGGGAUGCAGUGAAAGGAGGAAAAGAGAACAAAUUGGAUCAAGGAGAGGAACAAUGGAACGAAGAAUCAGUAAUACCCAUAAUACCACUAGUGCCUGUUCUUCCAGUAGAGGCGGCAGGGCUAGAAAAAUUACUUAAUAUGCAGGAAAUAUACAAUAUAGAGGAGCUGGAGGAGGAGUCGGAAUUGGAGCAGGAGGAACAAGGAGCAGAAAAAAGAAAAAGGAGAAAAAAAAUGGACCAUAGGGGAAAACGAGAAAAGAUAAAAAUGAACAGCCAAAAGGGAAGAAGGAACCACAAAAGCGACGAACUGGACAGACUAUACAAGCAGAUUAAUAAAAAGGAUACGAACAUUGAUGGAAAGGUUGAUAGGAACGUUGAGGACGAGAUGAUAGAGGAAGAAGAAGAAGAUACAAAGGACGGAGAUUCAAACGAAGAAGACGAAUUUAAUUCCUCACAUUACAGUAAAAUAGAAAAGUUAUUAUCCAUUUCGAAGGAUAUUUCUAAAUAUAAUAUGACCAUUGACAUUACGGAUGAGGAACAAGAGGAAAAACUCUCCAACGUAAGUUAUACCUUCAAAGGAAGGGGGGAGAAUUUAGAUAAGGAAGAUAAGAACAGAAGUAAGGAAAAGGUAGUACUACUUCCAUUGCAGAUGGAAUGUCUACAAGGGAGUUCGAUUGACAAGGGAGAAAUUAAAAAGACCAAGUUGAAAAACAUUAAAAGGAGAGGCAAUACGGAAAAUAGGAAAGAAGAAAAGAAGGCAAAGAUGAAGAGAAAAUAUAGCAAGGAGGGCAUGGACGGUAAUUUAAAAAGGGUUCAAGAGGGUAGCUAUAAAAAUGCCGAUCAGAAGGAACUCACAGAAAGGAAGGAAGGAGAUAAGCUGAGCGGUGCCUACCAUCCGGGAGGUGAACUCUCCAAGGGUAUGGAUACACUAAAGAGUAAAAGGAAAAAUGCCCAGGAGGGUAAGGAAGAAAAUGUAAACAAAAGGUUAAAGAAAGACGAAUGCGUGGGCGGUGUGAAUUCCACGGUAAAGGAGAAAACCCCCCCUGUGGUACCAAUCUUGGAGGAGAGUCCAGUAGUGGAAGAAUCAGUGAGUGAGAGCGCGUCAACGAGCGAACAGAAAGAUGCUAACGAAGAAUCGCUGAUUGUUGCAGAAAAGGGGGGAAAUAAGGAGGAACAGGAGGAGAAUCCACAAGCCGGGGAGGUGCAGUCAGACCAGAUAGAGGAUAUAAACAAAGAGGUGUCGGAGGAACCUUUUACAGACAUGGUGGCAGAAGACGCCGAAGUGAAUGUUGUGCUGAAAGAACUUAUAGAAGAGGGAACCGCAGCGAGGGAAGAGGAGGCGGUUAGAGUGGAGGAAAUCAGGGGUGAAGAGGAAGUUUCUAUUGAAAUUGACGAAAAGGGGGAGAGCCUUGCGAAGGAGGACAAGGAAGACGAUCAGAUCGGGGACAAGGAACAGGACGCAGAAGAAGUUGUAGUUGAACUGAAAGAAAUAGAAGCGCCCGAAGAGGUGAAGGAGGAGGGAGAAGACAAGGUGGACAAGGUGGACCAGAUGGACGAGGUGGACAAGGUGGACCAGGUGGACCAGGUGGACCAGGGAAAGGGAGCGCAUGGAGGAGUGAUAGAGGAGAACCAUGUAUCGGUGCCAACCCAAUCGAAGAGCUUGGCCCAAGGAAAAAAAAACAAAGGCACGCAGAAAAUAAAAAGAAAGAAAAAAAAAAUAUUCAUCCCAGAGUUUGAAAAUGACAUGCUAUUGAAGCUCGAAAAGAAGGUUACCGGAAAACUGAGUCGCAGUGAGGAGGUAAAGGAAAAAGUGACGGAAGAAGUGAAUGAAAGGAAGGAAGAAAAAGAAGAAGAGAAAGAAAAAGAAGUGGAAGAAGUAAAGGAAGAAGUGAAUGAAGAAGUGGAUGAGAAAGUGGAUGUAGUGGAUGAGAAAGUCGAUGUAGUGGAUGAGGAGGUGACGGAAGAAGUGAAUGAAAGGAAGGAAGAGAUAAAGGAAGAAAAAGAAGAAGUGAAUGAGGAUGUAAAUGUAGUGGCUGAGGAUGUGACAGAAGAGGUGGUUGAGGUGAAAGAAGAAGUAAAGGAGGAAGUAACAGAGGGCGUAAAGGAUGAUGUAAUGCAUGAUGUUAAGGAGGAUGUAAAGGAGGAAGUAAAGGCAGCAGUAGAAGAGGACGAAAAGGAAGGAGAGGAUAAAAAAGUGCUUGAGGUGGUGAAUGAAGAAGUGAAUGAUGAGGUGAAUGAAAAAGUGGUUGAAGAGGUGAAUGAAGAAGUGUUUGAAGAAGUGAAUGAAGAAGUGGUUGAAGAGGUGAAUGAAAAAGUGGUUGAGGAGGUGAAUGAAGAAGUGGUUGAAGAGGUGAAUGAAGAAGUGUUUGAAGAAGUGAAUGAAAAAGUGGUUGAAGAGGUGAAUGAAGAAGUGGUUGAAGAAGUGAAUGAAGAAGUGGUUGAAGAGGUGAAUGAAAAAGUGAAUGAGGAGGUGAAUGAAGAAGUGGUUGAAGAGGUGAAUGAAAAAGUGAAUGAGGAGGUGAAUGAAGAAGUGGUUGAAGAGGUGAAUGAAAAAGUGGUUGAAGAGGUGAAUGAAAAAGUGAAUGAGGAGGUGAAUGAAGAAGUGGUUGAAGAGAUGAAUGAAGAGGAUGUCCCUGCCAUAGAGGGGGUGUGCAACAAUGAGGAGAGUGGCCCCCAGGAGAAGGAGGAUAUGAGUGAGUUGAGAAGAAGUGCGAAUGAAAUUCUUGUUGAAGAUAGGAGCGAGGAGUAUCAAGUACCUGACCAUGGUAGCAAUGAUAACGAAUCGACAAACUCCGACUUCACAGAUUUGAAUGUGUCAUCGAGGAAGGUAUCUUGUGAAAAUGAACAGGGUUGCCAACUGGACAAGGAGAGCUCGCUGAAAACGUUGGAAGAAUUAAGAACCAAGCAACGCUUAGAAAUGGAGACGGAAGAAUGUGAUGAGAGCUUUUACAUCCAGGUAGAAAAUGGUGCAUGA